AUGUCCACCCCCCGCACCUCGGCCCUCGAACGGGUCCUCUCCGCCCUCUGGAACCGCACUGCGGCUGCAGAGGCUGCUGCUGCCGCCGCCUCCCGCUCGGCGGCCGAACUGUCGGCGACGGUUACGGCGGCGGCGGCCGAUGCUGCGGCGGCGGCCGAUGCGGCGUCUUCGGCUCAGCACACGGCGCUUGUUCUCUCGGCUCAAGUCGAUGAUCUGGCUGCUCGUCUCGCUGCUGUCGAGUCGGCUCGCGCCGCCGAGGCUGCCCAGACCGACGAACGCGCUGCUGCUGCUGCUGCUGUUGAUGCUCGCCUCGACGCGCUGGAGGCCCGCCUCGCCCGCGCCGAGUGCGGAGAGGAGAUGCUGUCCGAGCUUGACUCGCUGCGGUCCAAGGUUGACGACCUGACUGCCAAGCUCGCCGCCCUCACCAUCGACGAUCUGGUCGAGGCCAAGGCCAAGGCCGAGGCCAUGGCCAUUGUCGAGGACGAUGGCGAGAUCCACCACUACGAGUCGAUGGCUCUCUCGGGCGAGCUCGUCAUCGAGCCGCCUCGCCUGCGGCACUCGCGCUCGCGGGAGGGCUUGUCGGCCUCGCGCUCGCCCACCUCGGCGCCUGCCCGCGCCCCAGCCACCGGCCCGUCGAGCCACACCCCGUCGACCGCUGCCUCGCUUCCGCGCCCGCACGGAGUUACUCUUCGCCCGGGCAUGGACAUUGUUGGCGCCGACGCUGCCGCCGCCGCCGCCGAGACCGACGACGACGCCGCCGCUGCCGCCGCCGCAUCCGCCGCCGCCGCCGCCGCUGCCGCCGCCGCCUCCGCCGCCGCCGCCUCUGCUGCCGCCGCCGCCCACCCAUCGGGCCUCUCGCAGACACUCUUGGACGCCCGCCUCGCGCUCGCCGCCCGAGACUCGGAGGCUUCGCUCACCGCCAUGAUGGAGGCUUUUGAGGAGAAGGCCUCGACCCAGUUGCACUCGUACGCCUCGCUCAACGAGACCGUCAACGUCAACCGCGCCGCCCUCGAAGGCGUCCUUGCCGACGUCGCUGCUCUGAGCGCAGGCCUGGCCUCAGUCGCCAAGGCCGCAGAAACCCGCGCUGCCAUUGACGCGCUUGACGCCAAGCUUCGCACCCUUGCCGAGGUCACCAACACCAACGUCGAGCUCCUCGCCCGGACCUGCGCGUCCAAGGCCGACGCUGUCGACGUCGACCACUUGUUUGACACCCUCAUCACCCCGCACGACGCUGAUCCGGGCUCGCUCGCCGGUGGCCGCAUUCACUUUCGCUGCAUCUCUUGCAACGCCGUCCACCCCUCGCUUUCAGGCUGCGCCUCGCCGGGCUUUACUCGCUCCACCGGCCUCACCUUUGCCGACGGCUCCGCCGCCCAUCCGCUCUUUGGCGCUGACAAGAGGCCUUACCGCCGCCCGUCUCGCCCCGCCACCGCGCUCCUCUCCACCACAGACUUUAUGGCCCCGGCCCCACCGGCCGCCAGCCCCGCCACAGCCUCGCCGCGGGCAGCCGCACACGCCGCCGCCCGCCCGGGCUCAGCCCCGCUCCAUGUCCCCGGCCCGCGCCUCGCUUCGCGCCUCGCCUCGCGCGGCAGCUGACGCCUCACAGCGCGGUCACAUUCAUGAUGUCCUUGCGAAUCGACGCCAUGCUGCCGCGCGACACCGGCCGCUCGCGGAAGCAACACAGAAUGAUCGACGCGAGGUCAAAGUUGAUGCUCUCGGGAAUCGGCGGACGGAAGCCCGACGAGAUGCGCGACGCCACCUCCGCGUCGCUCAUUCCGGGAAACGCAUUGGCCGACGUCGCGAUCUCCAGCAGCAGCACUCCGUACGCAAAGAUGUCUGCUGCCGUGCUCACCACUCCGUCGUUGAGCACUUCGGGCGCGUCAUACCGCGUCGGCUCGUGCCGCCGCUUCUCAAUCGCAAGCCCAGCUCCGCCAGACAGCGGCAGUGGCGGCGGCGCCUGGCCGGCCUGCACCUCGCGUUUGUACCGGAUCGAGACCAGCCCGUAGUCGGUGAGGAGCGGCGUGGAAGAGUUCUGCAGCAGCACGUUGGCUGGCGAGAGUGCCCCGUGCACCACCCCGUGCUCGUGGAGGUAUGCAAGGCCUUUGGCAAUGCCUUGCAUGAUAUUGAUCCGGGUAAAGAUCGGCAUUUCCA
Molecule: messenger RNA, 2148 nt
Organism: Thecamonas trahens ATCC 50062
Lineage: Eukaryota; Apusomonadida; Apusomonadidae
Exons: 2
Coding region: 1-1593 (530 amino acids)
Source: RefSeq, a predicted model, not a curated record